This is a messenger RNA of Trichomonas vaginalis G3, 3963 nucleotides long. RefSeq lists its product as uncharacterized. The transcript has a single exon. The coding region runs from base 1 to 3963 and encodes 1320 amino acids. NCBI's taxonomy places the organism in Eukaryota, Parabasalia, Trichomonadida, Trichomonadidae. The record is from RefSeq and is a predicted model, not a curated record.
AUGUCACAAGUUGCUGCACAAGCUGCAAUUAAAACAUUAUUCGAUUUAUACUGGAAAGCCAAGCCAGAGUCAAAGCAAUUAAUUCUUGAAAGAUUAGCCAACUCUGGCAAUCAUUCUCUGAUUAUAGGAUAUUUAUCUAACCAAUGGAAAGAUAUAUCCGCUGAUGCAUCCCAAAUUCCACAAGGAUUAAACUUUCUCUCACAAUAUACCAUAUGCAUUAAAGACAAAAUGACACCUCAACUCGCUCAAAUGAUUUUUGCAAUUUAUUUAAACAUCGUAAAGCAAAACCCUAUUCCUAUUUCGUAUGAUAAUUAUUCGAAGUUCCUUUCUAUAAUACUGGCAGUUCUCAAAGCAAAGAAUCAACAAGUGAUAAUGAAUCAAUUAAGCCAAUUGGAUUGGUUAUCAGAGAUGUUUCCGAUGGCACAUUGCGCAUUGUUCUUCCAGGAAGACGCUACACAGUAUGUUAAAGAGUUUUUGGCUUUAUUAAACAAAGCAACUUCAACAACUGCUUUAAGCACUUGGAAUGAGACACUUUGCGUAUUAUUGAGGGCUAAAAUAAGCUCCGGAUACGAUAAACUUGUUAUUUUUUCAUCUGUUGAUAUGACUCUCGCGUUAAAUGGCUCAUUAGAGUCAAAAAUAGACGUUUUGCUCGCAUCAUACAGAUAUUUCAAUAUACAAGAAAUUUCUCAGAUCAUGAAGAUACAUUUUGAAUUCAUUUUACAAAAAGUUACGCUUAAAAUUCCAUUAACUGUAAUUUCGAAAUUAAUUUCAUUAGCAAUAUUAUAUUUCGAUAACUGUGAUAACAAAGACUUAUUAAUCAGCCUCGUUUUUAGACAUCUUUUCGUAUUUUUACAAGAAAAUAAUUCUCAAGUCGAAAUUUUCGCAAAAUUCUGCCAAAAACUAUCCGAAACACAAAUAAAUACAAUAUUUAAAGCAUUUGCCAACAAAUUAGAGUAUACAGUCCCUUUAUUAUACAUCGCAUCGAAUUUUCCAACUCAAGAAACGUUUUCCAUACUAAUUUCUGAUGUUCCGAACUCUAUGAGAGACAUACAAUACAAGUACUUCAAGAACUACGUAAUGAGUGACAAAUUCAACAAAAAUCAGACAAUUUAUUUAUUUUCAUUACUUAAUUCACAAGAUUUCGACAUAAUUGAGAAGGUUUUGGCCAACGACAAGGUCCUAUUCAUGGUAAACAUGGUCAGAUACCUUCAAAACAACACAGAUCGCGAUAAAAUUUUCCAAAUAAUCAGAAUUUUACAAAAAUACGAAACAUUUCCAAUAAUUCAAAUAGAUGAAAUCAUUGAUUGCGUUGCCUCAUUGAUUUCCGCUUAUUUCAUGCAUGGAAUUGAAGAAAAUGAAAUUACAAUUUUAUUUAACUACUUUGACCACUGCAGGAAGGGUAUUAAAGGCGAUUUUAUCAUUCCUAAGAACGAGAAACAGACGUAUCCCACGUAUGUCAAGGAUUUCUUCAGUAGCCGUAAAGAUUGGAAAAAUAUUGUACACGAUCGUUCGUUAUCCCGCAUCAGGAAGGCUGAAAAGAGCAUGGCAGUUACAAUGAUAGCCCUUGCCGAUGAAGAUACCGCGUUUCUUCAAGGCGUUGCGUUCACAAAAGACGAUAUGAAGUUAUUAGCUGCAUAUUUUACGGCCGCCAGUACUAAUUUCGGUGAUGCCGUUCUCCAGUAUAUCGAAAAGAACGUAGUAAAGCAGUCUGGACUCCUUGGAGGCAUAUUUACCGCGAAAAUUGUUGACAAAGAGAUCUUACGAGUCGCUUUAUACACUUUUAAGUCGAUUUGCAGCUUCAUUGCCGUUACUGAUUCUCUCCUGAAUAUUCUCUUAAUGCUUUUUAAUGAGAAUUUCCAAAAUCCAUUGGACGUGUCACUUUUGUUAAAAAUUACCAAAAUAAUUUUUGACAGAUUUUCAAAGAGGAUCGACAACACAACAUUGAUAGAUAAGUUGUGUGACAUGUGCGAAAAAGUUGACUCCGUUUCAUUUGAACAAACAAUGAUUUCUCUCUUGAAAUCGAAUAAUGAUUUGUCUCAAAAGGGAGCAGAGAAGGUUUGCAAGUCAUGGAUAACAGUUCUAAUAAAUCCACAAACACCUCUCAUAGAAAAAUCCGAUUUCGAAAAGGAAUUUCUUGAGAAAAAUUAUUACCAAAUAACAAAUAAAAUUUUUGUCGAAAAUUUGACAAAAAUUUUAUCGGAAAAGUGCCACAACGAUAACAUUUUUAUGUCAUUCAAGCGGUAUUUAGAGAUUGACAACGCUUCCAUUCGCAAGUACCUUUAUAUUUUCAUUGGAAACCUUCUUCAAAGUUCGAAAAUCAUUUCUAAAUUCGCACAAGAAAACGUCAGACAAAUAACAAAUGUUACAUCGUAUUUGCCUGAUAACAUGGAUACAAACGACGCAUACGAGAAAUCCCUGCCAUUCUUUAACGAACUCAUUGUAAGAUUGGCUUUUAAUUUUGAAGAAUUGUUCGAAAUUUCUGAGAAUCUUCUCAAAAUUUGUGACAAACCGUUUUAUGAAUUAUCAUUGUUUUAUUUCAGUUUGGCGAAGCAUUCCGGGAAAUAUUUAUUAGUUAACCAAGGCAAUUUGUUAAUGAAAUACCUUUCUUUGACAUCGAAUUCGAAUUCUGUCAUUGAAAAAUACAAUGAACAAAUUAUUUUGAAUUUAUUUGACAGUUAUCCGAAAUUGUUGAUGAACUUGUUGUUGUUUAAUGGCCAACACAAACCAACUGAAGCAAUGUACGACUUACUCACGAAAAUCAGGAGUUUUCCAACAACAUUUUUCGAUAUUUCGACAAAUUUGAUUGAAACUGAGACAUUAAACAUGAAUUUUGUCUUCAGGCUGUCGAAAUUCUUCUUCUUCGCUUUGAAUUCCAGACAAAUAACUGUUGAUUACAGAUGUUACGAAGUUUUUCUUUUGAUUUUGACUUUGUCAAAUUUGUUUUCAAAUGAUGAGAACUUUGAAACUGUUUUAGAACAGACACAAGUAAUUAACAGCAUCUCAAACAUUUUGUUGAAGACAGAGAUGACCAUGAAAACUGGUGAAAGCGGUUAUCUUCAAACCGUCGGAUUAUUUACCAAAAAUUGUUACAAAAAUUUACAAAAUUCAAAUGACCAAUUAAAACUUUUACAAAGUAUUGCGAAAUACUCAAAGUCUGCAACACUUUUCUUUAUGAAUACUUGUUUCGUUGUUUGGUCUUUCGCUAUAUUUAAUGAUAACAAACUCUUGGAAAAUGUUUCUAUUGUUCUUUCCGACAAAAGAUUGACAAAAACAAAUCAUUGCAAUUUGUUGAAAGUUUUGUGUUCAAAAGUGACAAACGAUACGUUCAAAAACGUGACACAAAAUGUAAUUAAAUCAUUUUACAACAGUUUUGUUAUUUGUUCAACAAUUAUUGAUAAGAAGAAUUCUGAUUUUCUUUCGAAAGGAUUCAUUUUAAUUUAUAAUAAUUUGGACAACGAUUUGUUCAAACAAGAAAAGAAUAAUAUCUUAGAAAUUGUUAGGAAACUGAUUGUUUUUUCGGAUUCAAAGAUAUAUGAGAAAGAAGAUUUCUUAGUUUUCUUGCAGAAGUUCAUUAAAUUGAGUGAGAUGCAGAUUCCUGUUUGUUUCCCUGAUAUUUUCUUUGAAAUGACAAAAAUUUUGUUGCAAACGAAAGAUUUGAAGUUGUUUAAGAUAUGCUAUGGAAAUGAUAUUGAUGUUAAGAAGAUAUACAAGGAUACUGCAGCUCUCGUUGGACAGAAAUAUGUUCAGAUAGCUCAGAUUGCUAUAAAUACUUUUAACAGUAAUAAUAAAUUAAAUAUAGAGGAUUUGACAAUUUUAAAUUACAUUGUUUCUCCUCUUUCCAGCCUCGAAUGCGAUAGAUUAGAUGUCUUAGAUCAGUUUGCAAAGAUUCUUAAGAAUGCAGCAUUGACAGGAAAUGAUGAUCUAGCUGUUCUUGCUAUAAAUAUGCUCGCAGAUUUAGUUUAA